This is a messenger RNA of Solea senegalensis (Senegalese sole), 3004 nucleotides long. Its product is annotated as FERM domain-containing protein 6-like. The record is from RefSeq and is a predicted model, not a curated record. Gene Ontology annotation, biological process: positive regulation of hippo signaling. The transcript has 13 exons. Lineage: Eukaryota; Metazoa; Chordata; Actinopteri; Pleuronectiformes; Soleidae. Gene Ontology annotation, cellular component: cytoskeleton; cytoplasmic side of apical plasma membrane. The coding region runs from base 950 to 2290 and encodes 446 amino acids.
GGUAUAUUUUAAGCACCCAGCAUGAAAUACUGAAGUACACUCACUGACCACUUCAUCAGGUACAUAAUCCUAAUCCGAGGACCACAUGGUAGCAACUCUGUGCUUUCAGACACUUAUGGAGGACACACUCGUGGAGAAGCUGUUUUGUUCUGAAAUUUUUUUUUGUCAUUUUUAUACUAUAUAUGAUAAUAUAUAAUAUGUGCUGGUCUUACAGAGACUGGCUGGAAAAAGCUGUACUUUGUUGAGGUUAGCACUCUUACCUUUGCAGCAAGAAGACUGGGUUUGUGACCGGGUUGGAACAAGGGAUUGACUCCAGCUCCCACCGUCGUGACCCUUAUGUGGACUAUAAAGCGAUAGAAGAUGGAUGGUACCUUGAUGAUGCCAGAGCUCAAAUGGGAAUGGUCAUGAGGACAAGACUAGCCCAUAAUGUUGGAAAUGCAGCUAAUUCAAAUAUUCACUUGCAACCAACAUAAUCAUCUCUGAAUGCACAACAUGUCAAAUUUACAGCAACAAAAGAUCAUACUGCCACUUUAUUAGGUGUUGCAUGUACCUGAUAAAGUGGCAGAUGAGUGUGGACAGCGAUUGUCUUUACUAUCAGCAAUUACAGUUGAUUUUCUUAGUUAAAUUAUGAAAUGCUGGUUUCUCUCUGUGUGUAUAUAUCCAUUCAUCCAUCUAUCUAUCACUCCGUCUGUCUUUCGUGCACUUGUCGUCUUGCUGCAGAAUGAAUGUGGGACUGAGCAGAUGCCUUCAUGUGACAUGGUCAUGUGUUUCAGGUCAAUGUUUCACAUAUUUCACUCCUCUUCCCCUGAAAACACCACACACCACAUCAUAUGCCACUUUGUGUCAGGUGGAGGAGGGAGGGCACACUUGUUUGAUGAGUUCGUGGGAGGACGGCAGAAGGACACAUGGAGGAAACGUUUGAGACGUACUGACGCUACUGUGAAAAACAAUGAGGACGAGGAAAGUUUGUGUCCUUCUACCCGACAAACAGCACCUGGACUCUACGGUCGGGGUGAAAGCCAGAGGCCACGAGGUGCUGAGCAUUGUGCUGAGGCAGCUUGGCGUCUGUGACCUCCACGUCUUCGGCCUGGCUGUUCUCAGAGAUAAUGAAUAUCUCUUUCUUGAUUUGGACCAAAAGUUGAGUGAGUACUUUGGCAAAACAUGGAGCAGAGGCACCACAACAGUGCCGUUUAUUGCAUUUCUGAGAGUGCAGUAUUACGUAGAGCAUGGACAGCUCGUAUUUAGCAGCAAAGUGCUUCAGCUCUAUUACAAUGAGCUGCGGGAGAAGGUGCUGCGCUCUCAGAGCCGCCAUCAGGAAGCUUUGUUCUUCCAGUUGGCCGCGUCUGCACUUCAAGCUGACGUUGGAGAUCAGGAGGUGAAUGAAGAAAGACGAGAGGGAAGACGGAGACAUUAUUUUCUCCCUGAAGAGUACUUCCCCUCCUGGCUGAUAAAGCGUCGGGGGCGAGACUACCUGCUCCUGCACUGUCCCGUGUUGCAUGAUGAGCUGAGAGGUUUGUCACGCAGCCAGGCUGUCCUGCGGUUCAUAAAAGAGGCCAACAGCCUGCAGGAUGGACCGCUCACCUUCUACAGAAUGAGGCAGGAGAAAAGAGAGCAGAGAAGUUCAAUCCUUCUUGGUGUAGCAGAGAACGGGGUCUAUAUUUACAAGGAGGUGGAAGGGAAACUGUGUCUAUUGUAUGAUUUUCCUUGGACAGACAUCGACCGCGUCACUUUCCAGGGCGGCAGGUUUGAAGUGGCUGUAGUGGGCUCUCUGUGUCUCCCGAAGCUGGUAUACCACACUCAUUCAGCCUUCCACUCCAAACACAUCCUGAAGCACCUCAGAGACAGCCACCGCUUCCACAUCAACACCAGAGAGGCAGCAAGCUACUUCCAGCAGCUCGAGGACAUGCAGGCCAGUCACCUCUACAAAGAGACCUACAUCUGUGACAUGGCACGUUUGAGACAGAGACUUCAAAGCUGCAGCCUCACCUCCUCCAUGUCUGACUGUAGUGUUGCUGUAGGAACAAGCACAAGCUGGUUCAAAGAGGAAGAAGAAGAAGAAGAAGAGGAGGAGGAUGACGGAGGUGAAGGCUCUGUCACAGACUUUGAGAUGUGCAGUGAUGAAGCAGAGGAGUUCUUUGUUGACGACCCAGACGAGGUCUCCUGGCUUGCUGAGCUUGUUUAUGGUGUGUCUGUCGAUGGACCCUUGGUGACAUCCUCUUCUUGGACAACUGUCACCAUGGAAAUGAAACAGGUUCUGAGGAGAGCUGAUGAAGAGGUCUCUGUGGACUAAUGUAGCGCCACAGGCAAAACUGACUCAUAACACACUCUGCAGCUCAGGACACGACCCCUAAUAUUACUGUCCUGACAUUUACAUGGCCUUCGCAUAGGCAAUCACAGACCUGACAAAUUCUGACCCUGAUGCAUAAAUUAUACCAAUAAUUGCCAGUCCUGCCCAAUGUCAGCUGUCCAGCUGUCCCUAUAUCCCCAAAAGGAUAAGUAAUAAGGAUGGAGUCAGUUCAUCUGUAUGUUACAGUUCAGUAAACGCAUGUUAAUUAAUAAUAUUGUAAUGGAGGUAAUGUAGUGCAUAUAAUACAUCUUAUUUCCAGUUAAUAGCUUGGUAAUAAUGAUGACAAUAGUGUGCUAAUGAAGAGAUAAUAUUACUGUAACACCAUGUUAUUCCCAAAGUAAUAUCCAGCUAACAGCUUAAUAAUGACGAUCACUCCAGGCUAUCAUCACUGCAAUACUUCCACAUGACAAAGUCUGGGAAGCAAUAUUGGUAAAAAUAUCGCAAUAUAAAGUUGAUAUUCAACCAUUCUUAUGUUAUCUUUUGUUUCAAGGCAAUACUUUUCAUGUUAUGUUUAAUGUAGGGACAUAUUAUCUGUAAAUAUCCUUGAAUUCUUUACUAUAAUGUAAUAAUCAUAAAUGUGAUCAUUGAUUUUUUGUAUAAACAAUAAAUUUGUCCGUCACUACCCUGCAUUUUUCAGGAGUUGAUGAUGAACACACA